AUUUUUUAUAUAAUAAUGAAUCAAUUAAGAAACUAAAGAGGAACAGAAGUAGAUGAAGUAUACAUUGAUCCAGAAAGAGGAAUAGCUAUUAAUUCAAGAUAAAUGACAACAGAAUAACAUUUUAAAUAUUAUAAAUCAUCAUUUAGUACAAUUAGACCUGAUUUGACUGAAUUUGAAUAUGAAGCAUUUGCAAAAAGAUUAAGAAUUGGUAUAAUCAAAAUUUAUAGGUAGCUGAAUUAUUUUUAAAUCAUAUGAGAGUAUUUCUUAAUCAUGAAUCAGGAAGAGUAACUAAUCUUUAUUCUGUUGGUGCAAGACUUGAAAAAAUGUUGGUAAAUUUCUAUCUCAUUUUAGAACUAUUAAAAUCAAUAUUUUCAUCUUAGACCUCCUUUUAUUCUUGGACAUAGAGCAAAUUCAAAUAGAAAUUGGGCAGAUGCUUCUAAAGUUGUGAAUUAUCUUGAGAAACAAUUACUCAAAAUUACAAAAUAUGGUAAUUUUAAUUGUAUAUCUAUCUAUCAAGGAUUGGAUUAUCCAAAUUAUUAUGCUCCAAGAACAGAAAAGGAACUUUAAUAAAGAGAAGAUGAAAUUUAUUAACGUUUUAUUAAAGAAAUGAGAAAACCUCCAGUUGCUGCAGCUUAAUGAAUUAUUAGUAUAAAUCAUAUCAAG
Molecule: messenger RNA, 663 nt
Organism: Paramecium sonneborni
Lineage: Eukaryota; Ciliophora; Oligohymenophorea; Peniculida; Parameciidae
Source: the annotation of a GenBank genome assembly